UAAAGAAAACUAGCUGCAGUAAAUUAGUCUACCCAAGUAGAGCAUUGCUCAGUCAUAGGUUAGCUGCCACUUGACACUGUUCAUUUGGAAAAGUUGGGAUUCUUUCGGAUUCUUUAUCCAUGUUUACUGCAGUACUGAUUGGAAUUCUGUAUUAAAGUUGAACUAUCUUUGGCCCCCUCAAAUUGGCAACCUGGUACGUUAGAAACAACUCGACGAAGAAGAGAGGAGGAUUCAUCCGCUAUGUCUGCUUCGUCCGGGAAGGAAAGCGGCAAGGCUCCGCCCAGCCAGGGCGUGGCCGGCACAUCCAACGGGAAUGCAUCCGUCAACCGGAAGGGUUCGACGGAGAGCGCCCAGAAGAGGGUGCUCUUCCAGAUCUCUGAGGAUUCAACGAUGGACGAGUCGCCCCCGCAGACGCCGAAUAACAACGGGGAGAGCUCGGACAGUGUCUUCACGGCAACGGAUUCGGGCUCAAAUAGUGAUGUUGGAAACUUCAAACAGAAGAAACCAGGAAGUCAAGCCAAAGACGCAUCCAAGCCCAGAUUAAGUGCCCUCGGUGCCCCACACCUAUGCCACCUGGUCUCCCCUGUAAUGUCAAUGUCGUCGGAUAACUUCCGACACAGCAUGUCCGGUAUGAACCUGGUGGAGAUGGACAGCCGACGGCCGGUCAACAAUCGGGAGUGGCGUCAAGGACGCAGGGACAGCAAAGAUUUUGCCGUCGCUACGUCCCCAGAAUUUGUCAGGAAGUAUGGAGGCAACUUUGUUAUCAACAAGGUUCUAAUUGCUAAUAAUGGAAUCGCUGCUGUCAAGUGUAUGAGGUCUAUCAGAAGAUGGGCUUUUGAAGUCUUCAGGAACGACAAGGCCAUCCGUUUUGUUGUCAUGGUAACACCUGAAGAUCUCAAUGCAAAUGCAGAGUACAUCAAGACGGCUGACCAUUAUGUGCCUGUACCCGGCGGGUCGAAUAACAACAACUAUGCUAACGUCGAGCUCAUCGUUGACAUAGCAACUCGUAUGCAGGUGGAAGCAGUGUGGGCGGGGUGGGGUCACGCCUCCGAGAACCCCAAGCUCCCCGAAAUGUUACACAAAAGCGGCAUAGCUUUUAUAGGACCGCCUGAGAAUGCCAUGUGGUCGCUGGGGGACAAGAUCGCAUCGUCCAUUGUUGCCCAGAGCGCUGGGGUGCCCACCCUGCCGUGGAGUGGGGAUGGCUUGACCAUCGACUGGACCGAGGAGGACGCCAAGAGCGGCAAGGUCUUGACCAUUCCCGAUGACCUCUACCGCAAGGGAUGCGUGGAGGAUGCCGAAGAGGGCUUGCAGGCGGCGGAGAGGAUUGGAUUCCCAGUAAUGAUCAAAGCUUCAGAGGGUGGCGGUGGAAAGGGAAUCCGUAAAGCCGAGAACAAGGAGGACUUUGCUAGUCUCUUCAGACAAGUGCAGAAUGAAGUACCAGGCUCACCCAUUUUUGUGAUGAAAUUAGCAAAGAGUGCUCGUCACUUAGAAGUCCAGCUGCUCGCUGAUAAGUAUGGGAAUGCUAUCUCCCUGUUUGGUCGAGACUGUUCCAUUCAGCGUCGCCACCAGAAGAUCAUCGAGGAGGCACCGACUUCCAUCGCAAGGGAUGAAGUCUUCAAACAGAUGGAGAAGGCUGCGGUAACUCUAGCCAAGAUGGUUGGCUAUGUGAGUGCAGGAACCGUGGAAUACCUCUACAAUGACGAGGACGGCACUUUCUCUUUCCUCGAGCUAAACCCCCGUCUUCAAGUGGAACAUCCCUGUUCGGAGAUGGUGGCCGGAGUUAAUCUCCCUGCAUUACAGCUACAGGUUGCUAUGGGUAUUCCCCUUCAUCGCAUCAAAGAUAUCAGGGUACUGUACUCUGAAAGCCCAUGGGAGGACACACCAAUAAACUUUGACAACCCUCCCAUACCCCCAUCCCCCAAGGGUCAUGUGAUUGCCUGUAGGAUCACCAGUGAAAAUCCAGAUGAGGGCUUCAAACCCAGCGCCGGUACCGUCUCUGAACUGAACUUCCGCAGCAGCAAGAACGUCUGGGGUUACUUCAGCGUGGCAGCUGCAGGAGGGCUCCAUGAGUUUGCCGAUUCUCAGUUUGGCCAUUGCUUCUCAUGGGGAGAGGACAGAGAAGAUGCCAGAGAGAAUAUGGUGGUCGCCCUGAAGGAGCUCUCAAUCAGGGGUGACUUCAGAACGACGGUGGAAUACCUGAUCAUGUUGUUAGAGACGGAUUCCUUUCAGAAUAAUGAUUUCAACACUGCCUGGUUGGACAGGCUCAUAGCAGAAAAAGUCCAGGCAGAGAAACCAGACCCAAUGCUUGGUGUGAUCAUCGGGUCCAUUCACAUUGCCGACGCAUCCAUUCAUGAAAGCUUCUCCAACUACCUCACCAACCUUGAAAGAGGACAGGUCUUACCGGCCAGCACCCUCAGCAACACCCGAGAGGUGGACCUCAUCCACGAGGGCAACAAGUACGUCACCGAGGUGACGAGACAGGGUCCCAACAGCUACCAUCUUUGCCUCAACAAGUCGACAGUAGAGGCAGAGAUUCAUAGGAUGCCCGAUGGAGGUCUCCUGGUCUCCUACGAUGGCAGCAGCUACACGUCCUACCUCAAGGAACAGGUUGAUAGUUACCGCAUCACCAUCGGUAUUCAGACCUGCAUCUUUGAGAAGGAGAAUGAUCCCACUGUCCUGCGCUCUCCAUCGGCAGGCAAGCUCAUCAACUUCGUGGUGGAGGACGGAGGUCAUGUAUACGCAGGUCAGCCGUACGCUGAGAUCGAGGUGAUGAAGAUGGUGAUGAGUCUUAGGGUCAACGAGACUGGAUGCAUCCAUUAUGUAAAGCGUCCAGGAGCCGUCCUUGACCAAGGGAGUGUUGUGGCCAAACUGGAGCUUGAUGACCCAAGUAGAGUCCAAAAGGCCCAGCUGUACACAGGGAAGUUUCCGGAGGCCACCAACCCCCAGAACGUUGGGCUGAAACUCAACCAGAUGUUCAGGAAGACCAGAGAAUCCGUGGAGAACAUCAUGAAUGGAUACUGCCUCCAGGAACCACACUUUACCAAAAAGUGUAACACCAUUACAGAUAAGCUAAUGACAUCAUUGCGAGACCCCGUCCUCCCUCUUCUUGAGAUGCAAGAGAUGAUAGCGAGCAUCUCUGGGCGUGUCCCGAACACAGUGGAAGCGGACAUCAGGAGACUCCUCAACAACUACUCCAGCAAUAUCACAUCCGUCCUCUGCCAGUUUCCAAGUCAACAGAUUGCCAAUGUAUUGGAUCGCUAUGCAGCUACCAUGCUGCAGAAGAAAGCUGAUAGAGACACUUUCUUCAUGCACACUCAGGGUAUCGUGCAACUUGUACAACGCUAUCGUAACGGGAUCCGGGGCCACAUGAAGGCCAUCAUCCAGGAGCUGCUCCGGCAUUACUUGGACGUGGAGAAACGGUUCCAGCAUGGCCCUUACGACAAGUGCGUCUUUGCGCUGAGGGACGAGUUCAAGGGUGACAUGUCGACGGUCUUCAACAUCAUCUACUCUCAUUCCCAAGUCCAGAAUAAGAACAAGCUGGUCGUAGGCCUCAUUGAUCGGUUGAGCAGCCGUGAAUCUGGUCUGACCGACGAGCUCACCCAAAUCCUGAGCGAGCUGACCACCCUCAACAAAACCGACAACUCCAAGGUGGCGCUGCGGUCGCGCCAGGCCCUGAUCGCCGCCCACCAGCCAUCCUACGAACUCCGUCACAACCAAGUGGAGUCCAUUUUCCUGUCUGCCAUCGACAUGUAUGGGCACCAGUACUGUCCAGAUAGCCUCAAGAAACUGAUCAUGUCCGAGACGACGAUCUUCGACGUCUUACCAGAUUUCUUCUUCCACAUGAACUCGGUCGUCAGACAGGCUGCACUGGAGGUCUAUAUAAGACGGGCAUACAUCGCCUAUGACCUGAACUGCCUUCAACAUGCAAUGCUCUCCAAUGGUUUGUGCCUUGUGGAGUUCCAGUUCAUGCUUCCAUCUUCCCACCCCAACAGGUUCCUUAUUACAGACAGGGGCCACAAUGUCCCCGGCACUAAGAGUGUCAAAAAGAAAAAGUCCAAUUCCGGCUCCAGAGGAAAGAACAGCCGUGUGAUCAUCAAAUCUCCCAGAUCAGAUGGCCUUCCACGAGUGGCUAGCGUCGGUGAGGAGCUAACGGGGGCGUACUUGCCCCCCUGCCAGAGGACAGGCCUCAUGUGUGCCUUCUCCAGCAUAGGGGACUUCGAGAAAUCCUUUGACGAGGUCAUCGACCGCUUUGCAGACAUGCAUCUUAAUUUCUCCCACGGUGUGGACGCGGACAACAACCCGGAACACAACUGCGAGAUCGACGAGCCGAUCCACAUCGUCAACAUCGCUAUCCAGUACAAGGAGCUGAAGAGCGAUAAGGAUCUCGGGGAAAUGUUCAUGGGGUUCUGUAGAGAAAGGAGGCAGAAGCUGUUCGACAGGGACAUCCGACGAGUCACGUUCGUCAUCUUCCAAAGACGGGAGUUCCCCAAGUACUUCACCUACCGGGCAAGACUGGAUUUCCAUGAGGACCGUAUCUAUCGCCAUCUGGAGCCAGCCUUAGCAUUCCAGCUGGAGAUCAACAGAAUGAGCAACUUUGAUCUACACCUCAUGGACAGAGCCAACUACCGCAUGCAUCUCUAUCUAGGCUCGGCUAAGUUCAUCCAAACUCCUGUCGUACGAGACUACCAUGCUGGCAGUGCAGAUCAUAAGCUCAAGCCCCCUGACCCACAUGUGGAGAAAGGUCAAGAGGUCACCGACUACCGCUUCUUCCUGCGAGCCAUCAUCCGUCACUCUGACCUGGUAACCAAGGAGGCAUCCUUCGAGUAUCUCCAGAACGAAGGCGAGAGGAUGCUCCUCGAAGCUAUGGAUGAACUUGAGCUUGCCUUCACCCAUCCCGAUUCCAAACGGACAGACUGCAAUCACAUCUUCUUGAACUUUGUACCCACCGUGUACAUGGAUCCGCUGAAGGCCACAGAUAGCUUACGGAACAUGAUCAGCCGCUACGGAUCCAGGCUUUGGAAGCUACGCAUCUUGCAGGCAGAACUCAAGCUUAAUGUCAAGUUGAAUGCACACAGUCCACUACUUCCAAUAAGGAUCUUUGUGACCAAUGAAUCAGGGUAUCGUCUAGACAUCAGUACUUACCUGGAGGAGACAGAUCCUUCUACUGGUUUGGUGAAGUUUGUGUCGUAUGGCAUGCGAAAAGGAGUUCUCCACGGUCGUUUGAUCAACGCCCCCUACAUGACCAAGGAUCAUCUACAACUCAAGCGAUACCAGGCCCAGAGCCUGGGCACGACUUACGUCUAUGACUUCCCUGAGAUGUUUAGACAGAAUCUAGUCAUUCUGUGGGAGCAGCACAAGAAGAGCCAUCCUGAAGUGGAGAUUCCGGAAGAAAUUAUGACGGGACACGAGCUAGUCCAUGACAGGAACAAUGAGCUUCAACACAUGAACAGAGUACCAGGAGAGAACACAAUUGGUAUGGUUGCAUGGCAGUUUACAUUCCUCACCCCGGAAUACCCUAAGGGUCGUGACGUGGUCGUCAUUGCCAACGACAUCACCUUCAAGAUUGGAUCAUUUGGUGUGGAGGAAGAUAGCCUCUUCCAGAAAGCCUCAGACCAUGCAGUCGAGAAGGGGAUUCCCCGCAUCUACAUCUCGGCCAACAGCGGGGCUAGGAUCGGACUGGCUGAUGAGGUCAAGUACCUCUUCAAGGUCGCCUGGGAAGAUGCAAAAGAACCGGAGAAGGGAUUCAAAUACCUCUAUCUCACACCGAGUGACUUCAAGAAGCUGACUCCUUUGAACUCUAUCCGUGCCGAUCACAUCGAAGAAGAUGGAGAAUCUCGCUACAAGAUUACAGACAUCAUAGGCAAGGAUGAAGGAUUGGGUGUAGAAAACCUAAGAGGAAGUGGUAUGAUCGCAGGAGGGACAUCAAGAGCCUAUGAGCAGAUCAUCACCCUCAACAUGGUCACCUGCCGCGCCAUUGGAAUCGGAUCAUACGUGGUCCGCCUCGGUCAGCGCAUCGUCCAGAAUGAGAACUCCCACAUCAUCCUGACGGGAGCGGCCGCACUGAACAAAGUCCUCGGACAAGAGGUCUACACGUCUAACAGCCAGCUUGGCGGCAUACAGAUCAUGCACAACAAUGGUGUCACACACGCCGUCUCAAGGGAUGACUUUGACGGUGUGGGGACGCUACUCAGGUGGCUCUCGUACAUGCCAAAGGCAAAGGAUAGCCUCGUUCCCAUCAUUCCCAGUGCAGACCCAAUAGAAAGGGAGAUUGAUUUUAUCCCAUCAAAGGCACCAUACGAUCCAAGACACAUGCUUGCUGGUCGACCCAACCCAGAUAAGGUCAGUGAGUGGCAGUCUGGAUUCUUUGACAAGGGUAGCUUCAUGGAGAUUAUGGAACCAUGGGCCCAGACUGUCGUUGCAGGAAGAGCCAAAUUGGGAGGUAUUCCUGUUGGUGUCGUCGCCGUGGAGACGAGGUCGGUGAACAUUGAGAUCCCUGCUGACCCAGGCAAUCCUAACUCAGAAGCGAAGACGAUUUCUCAAGCUGGAAUGGUGUGGUACCCAGACUCAGCCUUCAAGACUGCACAGGCCAUCAAGGAUUUCAACAGAGAAGGGUUACCACUCAUUGUCUUUGCCAACUGGAGAGGUUUCUCUGGAGGAAUGAAAGACAUGUACGAGCAGGUGCUGAAGUACGGGUCCUACAUCGUCGACGGCCUGUGCGAGUACAAGCAACCAGUGAUGGUCUACAUCCCGCCCUUCGCUGAGCUGAGAGGAGGAUCUUGGGUGGUUAUCGAUCCCUCUAUCAAUCCUAAGUACAUGGAGAUGUAUGCCGAUGAAGACAGCAGGGGAGGAGUUCUAGAACCAGAGGGUACGGUAGAGAUCAAAUUCCGUAAGAAGGACCAAGUGAAAGUGAUGAGACGCAUCGAUCCGGUUUGUUCUGCUCUCAUGGAGAAACUGGCCAGACCAACGCUCAGCAAAGAUGAAAAGACAGCACUCACCAAACAGCUGACAGAAAGAGAGGAUGCCUUGUUACCCAUUUAUCACACUGUCGCUGUGACCUUCGCUGACCUUCACGACAGGGCAGGUCGCAUGCAGGAGAAGGGAGUCAUCUCAGAAAUCCUCAAGUGGAAGACAUCCAGGACGUUCUUCUACUGGAGGUUGCGCCGUCUCAUCCUGGAGCAUGCCGUUACCAAGAGGAUCUCUAAGGGUAACCCUAAGCUCUCCCACGGAGAGAUCCAGUCCAUGCUAAGGAGAUGGUUCGUGGAAGACCAGGGAACAGUGAAUUCCUAUCUUUGGGAGGAUAACAAGGCUGUGACGAACUGGUUAGCAGAACAAGAGAAGAAAGAAAAGGAGACGAAUACAUCCUUCUUGGUGGAGAACAUUAAAUCAGUAAAGAGGGACAGCAUCAUGCAACAGAUGAGACAGCUAAUCCUUGAGAACCCUGAUGUCGCCUUAGACUCCAUCAUCCACAUCUCCCAACAGAUGUCGUCCAGCCAACGCACGGAAGCUGCCAGGAUACUCUCAUCCAUAGAACACAAAUCAAAUUGAUGCGGUUCCACUGCCGUCCCGGAAUCAAGAUGUAUUGUGUAACCAUGGCAACAAGAAUCAUAGCGCCAUUGCUUGUGGACAGAGUUCUCUUUCAUACUCAGGCUUUGCUAGCAACUAUGGUGAUAGGUGAACUAUGUUCCCAUCGCAACAAGAAUCGUAGCUCCAUUGUUUCUGGACAGAAUUAUGUUUCAUACACAAAAUUGUUAGUAAUGGUUA
Molecule: messenger RNA, 7761 nt
Organism: Lytechinus variegatus (green sea urchin)
Lineage: Eukaryota; Metazoa; Echinodermata; Echinoidea; Temnopleuroida; Toxopneustidae
Product: acetyl-CoA carboxylase-like
Exons: 53
Coding region: 241-7545 (2434 amino acids)
Biological process (GO): fatty acid biosynthetic process
Molecular function (GO): metal ion binding; acetyl-CoA carboxylase activity; ATP binding
Source: RefSeq, a predicted model, not a curated record